AUGAGAUAUUUAUAUGCAAUUACUUUAGAAGAAGAAUCUGAUAAUAGUAAUAAUAAUGAUGAUCAGAUUAAUCAAGUAUUAAGUGAUGAAGAUUCUAAUAAUAAUGAAAAUGAACCAUUAACAAAAGAAGAUGAAAAAUAUUAG
This is a messenger RNA of Funneliformis mosseae, 144 nucleotides long. The record is from the annotation of a GenBank genome assembly. NCBI's taxonomy places the organism in Eukaryota, Fungi, Glomeromycota, Glomeromycetes, Glomerales, Glomeraceae.